Spodoptera littoralis (African cotton leafworm) is the source of this 246-nucleotide messenger RNA. Lineage: Eukaryota; Metazoa; Arthropoda; Insecta; Lepidoptera; Noctuidae. The record is from the annotation of a GenBank genome assembly.
AUGCAAGGAUUAUCUAUUGAAAGUUUGAAGAAACACAAAGCUUUGAUUCCCUUGUACGUGUGUGUGGGUAUUGGAUGCGCGGGCGCUGUGUUCUACUUGGGCAGGCUGGCCACUCGCAACCCUGAUGUGUCCUGGAACAAGAAGUCAAACCCAGAGCCCUGGGAGGAGUACAGGGCCAAGCAGUACAAGUUCUACUCGCCCAUCAGAGACUACUCCAAAGAGGAGUCCCCGGCUCCCAAGUACUAG